Molecule: messenger RNA, 675 nt
Organism: Aaosphaeria arxii CBS 175.79
Lineage: Eukaryota; Fungi; Ascomycota; Dothideomycetes; Pleosporales
Product: glycoside hydrolase family 28 protein
Exons: 2
Biological process (GO): carbohydrate metabolic process
Molecular function (GO): polygalacturonase activity
Source: RefSeq, a predicted model, not a curated record
AAUACCGAUGGAGCGGAUACGAUACGCUCUUCCCAUAUCAAAUUCGACAAUUGGGAGGUUUACAAUGGAGAUGAUAGCAUUUCGCUCAAAGCCAACAGUACAAAUAUUGCAAUUACAAACUCUGUCUUCCAUAAUGGCCUUGGCAUCGCUCUCGGCAGUAUUGGUCAAUAUAAUCAGCAAUUUGAGACAAUCGAAGGACUCAAUGUCGAAAAUAUACAAUUCGACAACACUCUUCAUGCGGCAUAUGUCAAGACAUGGACAGAUGAUCAGAAUGGAUACCCGCCUAAUGGCGGAGGUGGAGGUCUUGGAUUCACCAAAGAUAUCAAGUUCAAAAACUUAACAGCUACCGGUCUCCGGGGUGCAGCUAUCGCCAUUUCACAAUGCACACGGUUCAAAGGAGCCCCUGGGCAGGGAAACUGCACCAACUCUCAGUUCGAAGUUGCCGGAAUAAGCGUUGACGGCCUCAAAGGAAGUACCAAAUCAUCCAGAGUUGCAAGCUUGCAGUGCAGUGCUGUCGCACCGUGCUCUGUGCAGAUCCAGAAUGUCGGUUUGGCUCUUGCGAAUGGAACGAUUGCACGAGAUUAUCUCUGCGGCAAUGUUGGCAAUGCACAAGGAUUCGAAUGCACUGGCAAGGCCUGUGAAGGAGGAAGUGCCACAGGAGAGUGCAAAUCAUAA